GACACAAGAUUAUUACUCUGUGUGAAAUGCUUAAUAAACUUAAAACAAAAUCCGGUAUACAAUAAAAUAAACUAUAUUAAUACAGUUUAACACUCUUAAGGACGAUAGGAUUUAUAUUUCUUAUGGUUUUACUCUCCAACCUCAAUAAAAAUGGUGAAACUAACAACAGAACUCAUUCAAAAUUCAAUGCAAUAUAUGAAUCCAUGCCGAGAUCGUGAGCUGGAUCUUAGAGGAUAUAAAAUUCCGCAAAUAGAAAAUUUAGGAGCUACUUUGGAUCAGUUUGAUACAAUUGAUUUCUCCGAUAACGAUGUUCGAAAACUUGAUGGAUUUCCACUGCUAAAAAGAUUAAAAUGUUUAUUUUUUAAUAAUAACCGUAUUGUGAGAAUAGGUGAAAAUCUGGAACAAUAUCUGCCGAAUUUAGAGUCUUUAAUUUUAACAAAUAACAAUAUUGGUGAAUUAGGGGACUUGGACCCUUUGGCAACACUACCUAAACUAAAAACUCUAUCACUAAUGCACAACCCUGUGGCCAACAAACAGCACUACAGAGCCUAUGUAGCAUUUAAAUUUCCAGAGCUGAGAUUGCUAGAUUUCAGAAAGAUUAAGCAAAAAGAAAGGGAUGAGGCAAAUACUUUGUUCAAGAGUAAAAAAGGCAAAGAAAUGCAAAAAGAGAUUUCAAGAAAAGCAAAAACAUUUGUACCUGGAGGAAAUAUGCCUGAUCCUAAAGUUACCAAUUUGAAUCCUCAAGAAAUCCACAAGAUCAGGGAGGCAAUCAAAAAUGCUUCAUCCUUGCAAGAGGUUGAGAGGUUAACAAGAAUGUUGCAAUCAGGUCAAAUUCCCGGACAGAAGCCAUUACAACCUGCAACACAGACCAAUGGUCAACAAAAUGAGGAUGAAGAAAUGGAGGCUGAACAGACUGGAAAUUGAUAAUAGCUCUAAGAACAGAUAUUACAAUAAGGUUGUUA
Molecule: messenger RNA, 962 nt
Organism: Papilio xuthus (Asian swallowtail)
Lineage: Eukaryota; Metazoa; Arthropoda; Insecta; Lepidoptera; Papilionidae
Gene: U2A
Product: small nuclear ribonucleoprotein polypeptide A'-like U2A
Exons: 6
Coding region: 151-924 (257 amino acids)
Biological process (GO): mRNA splicing, via spliceosome
Cellular component (GO): U2 snRNP
Molecular function (GO): U2 snRNA binding; protein binding
Source: RefSeq, a predicted model, not a curated record